CUCUUUGUUUACAUUUUCCAGGUGAAGGAUGGGAGCUGAGAGGAAGCGGAGGCGUGCAACAACUCUUCUUUUUUGUCUCUAUCUUUGCCUAGGUGUACUGACAGGAGGUGUAUCUCAGUACAUAGCAUGCAGUGAUGUAAAGGACGCCCCUGAUUAUAAUGCAGCUUUGUGUGGACGCGGCCAAGUGUCCAAAAGACGUCGAUAUUAAGGUUGAUGUGUCAGUGAUCAUUCCAGUGCACAAUGGGGCUGCAUGGUUGGGUGUAUGUCUUGCCUCAGUGGAGCAGCAGCAGCUUCAACAUAACGGUGCCAUGCUUAUGGUGGAGGUGUCUCUCUUCCUGGACUCCUGCACUGAUGCUUCAGAGUCCAUAGUGCAGCAGUGGAUCCCAGCACUGCAGAGGAAAAGAUGCUGUGUCACCUUGACCACAGAACACAACAGUAGCCCCAAAGGAGUGGGAUAUGCCAAGAACAGGGCUGUGGAGCAGAGUCGAGGAGAGUUCUUGUGUUUUCUUGAUGCAGAUGAUAUCAUGAUGCCCACAAGAAUACAGAAGCAAUAUGAACUUGCCUGCAAAGCUUCUAAUGCUAUUGUGGGUUGCCGCUUUGUGCGAGAUCCCCCGGAAUCCACUGUGCGAUUCACGCGCUGGGCAAACACUCUCACUCCAGAACAGCUGCAGCUUCAGGUGUUCAUGUCACACGGCCCCACUGUCAUCAUGCCCACCUGGUUCUGUCACCGCACGGUUUUUGACCGAGUUGGUGGCUUCAGUGAGGAAGGAGCAGGAACCCCAGAGGAUCUCAUAUUCUUCUUCCACCACCUGAGGCUUGGAGGGAAAGUCUUGCGGCAUGAUGAAGAGCUCCUGGUGUACCGAUACCACCCCCAGGCUACCACAUUCUCUAUAGACGAGCAAACCAUUUGGGACCUGCGAAUAAAGGAGCUUGAGGCGCGAGUGCUGUGUUGCUGGGAGGCCUUCACCAUAUGGAAUGCAGGGAAGCAGGGACGCAAGUUUUACAGAUCACUGAACAGGGAGACCCAGAGAAAGGUUGUGGCAUUCUGUGAUGUGGAUGCCAAGAAGGUCAACUCAUUCUACACUUAUGAAGAAUCACCAGAAAGACCCAAGCCCAAGGUUCCCAUUGUUCACUUCACUGAGGCUCGCCCUCCUUUAGUGAUCUGCAUGAAGCUGGAGCUGACAGGAGGCAAGUUUGAAGAGAACUUGGCAUCUCUGCGGCUUGAGGAAGGAAAGGAUUACCAUCUCUUUAACUGAGCUGCCACACUACUAUAGUAACAAGUGCCUUUGUAUUACAGAAUUCAUUUAACAUUUCACCACAUGCUAGGUGGCUCCCAAGAAUGGUGUCCCUUUCAUGGUGAGUGAAAGGUAAAGAAAUAAAAAAUAUACCUCAUAGAA
Messenger RNA from Scylla paramamosain (green mud crab), 1397 nucleotides. Its product is annotated as UDP-GlcNAc:betaGal beta-1,3-N-acetylglucosaminyltransferase-like protein 1. The record is from RefSeq and is a predicted model, not a curated record. The transcript has 9 exons. Bases 159 to 1256 code for a protein of 365 amino acids. NCBI's taxonomy places the organism in Eukaryota, Metazoa, Arthropoda, Malacostraca, Decapoda, Portunidae.